Messenger RNA from Dissoconium aciculare CBS 342.82, 2967 nucleotides. Its product is annotated as DDHD-domain-containing protein. The record is from RefSeq and is a predicted model, not a curated record. The transcript has a single exon. The annotation marks the transcript as partial. Gene Ontology annotation, cellular component: cytoplasm. Gene Ontology annotation, molecular function: glycerophospholipase activity; metal ion binding. Lineage: Eukaryota; Fungi; Ascomycota; Dothideomycetes; Mycosphaerellales; Dissoconiaceae.
AUGGCCACCCAAGAUAGUAGCACUCAAUCUUACUUGAGCAAACUGUCGCCAUGGGCACAGAACGUCAGCACUCCCUCAACCAAGAGUAAAGAGCCAGAGCGAGAAGCAUCUGGCCUACAGGAGCAAAAGGGUGCUGAUCAUAGGAUCAGUCAUCGACAUCGACUAAGUCUGAGGAAGUAUCCUCGUGACUGUCCGCCCAUACGGCCUCAAUGGUUCCAUGCUGUCGAUGUGCCGAAACGGAGACCGCAUCCCGGCGGCAAAGUCAAGGAGGAGAAGCCGCUUACGCCGCCCAAGAAGUAUGCAGCAUUUUCGAAAAAGGAUUCAAAAGCGAUUGAAGCGGCUUUCCAGAAGCUCAUUGAGACAGAGGAUCGGGUAGGGGUGGCCCGAAGACCAAAUGAGUCUCUUGAUGAGGCUGGGCAACCAGAGUCAAUGAAGAUACCUGUGAAUGAGGACUAUUUAUUCGAUGUGGACGUGGAGAAAAGGGAGCUCGGCCCAACAUAUUGGUUGGGUCCGGUAUACGAUGUUCGAAGAGGGACAUGGUUCUAUCAGGACGGUAGUGUCCAGCGACCUUGCGACGAGAAUCUGGCGGCGCAGCUCGAAGAAGGUUAUCUGAAGGUGCAAGCCUGGCGCAUUCCUGUCCCACAAUCGACGCAAACCAAACCUCGGGCCACAUCGCAGCCUCGAGCAAGGCCUGCAUCUUGGGCGCCUGAUCAAACGACCUCAGGACAGACACCCGCGCAACCUUUAUCUGCGAAGCAAUCCAGCUCAGACCUGAAGGCUGAUGCGAGCAAAGGUGUGGAGUCGAGCUCGCACGCGGAGCCAGAGAGCCAAAAUAGCCAGCCACCCAACACGUACCGCCUCUUUGGGAGCCAUAUGAACUCGGUUGUCACUUAUCAGGACUCUCACACCGCCUGGCUCUUGACGGAUUCUACCUUGUCCCGAAUGAGCGUGGGAGUCUACGAACGCUUUGCUGGUGGAGGACAUUUUGCAGGGAUGAAAAUGACACGUGGGUAUGUUCAGCCAAAUCAAAAAACAGACAACAAAGAUGCUUCCACCGAGGGUGAUAAAGCCACGGCACAGAAGUCGGAGGAUGAGAAGCAGGGUGCCGAAAGCGCAGAGUCCCAAAAGACCAAGGCUUCAACAGAGACUAGACGACAAUUGUUGCAAAGACAAAUGUCCUCUCUUUUGGACAAUUCAUCAGAGGGGCGCGAGAAGCAGGAGGAAGAAAUGCGCCGACGAGAUGAGCGAGAGAUCGAAGACGAUUACGACGAUCAAGGCGAUCAAGGACGGGAGAUUUCUCAUCUUAUUCUAGUGACCCACGGAAUUGGUCAGCGGUUAGGUCUUCGCUUGGACAGUGUCAAUUUUGUUCAUGACGUCAACACACUGAGAAAGACUCUCAAGGCCGUAUACGCUGAUUCUCCUGAUCUUCGGGCUUUGAACGACGAGCAUGAUGCGGAUGAAUCCUCCGAGGCGUUGAAUUGCAAGAUCCAGGUUCUGCCAAUUUGCUGGCGUCAUCUUCUUGACUUUCCGAAACAGAGUCUGCGCCAUAAUCGAAAGGAGCACGACAUUGCCGACACAGAUAUCGAUGAUGGCGAGUAUCCUACACUAGAGGACAUCACUGUGGAUGGCGUUCCACACGUACGGAAUCUCAUUUGUGACAUGGGUUUGGAUAUUCUCAUCUAUGAUUCGCCGUCAUAUAAGGAGCACAUCUCGAGCCUCGUGCUGCAUGAGUGCAACCGGAUUUAUCGUUUGUUCAUGAAGCGCAAUCCCAGCUUCAACGGUAAAGUGAGUCUCAUCGGACAUUCGCUUGGCUCAGUCAUUAUGUUCGACAUCCUUUGUCGGCAGCGUGCAUCUCAAUCGGACAGCAGACGCAAGGACGAGCGAAACCUUCAGCUCGAGUUUGAGGUGGAGGAUUUCUACGCGCUCGGUUCGCCGAUCGCCUUAUACCAGAUGCUCGGUGGUCGGACUAUCGCUUCACGGCAGCCGGCCGAGAUACGGACAUCAAGCAUGGAUGAUCCAAUGCUCGGUGGUGCAGCAAUCUCCACUUCUUCGUCCAAGAGAAAGAGUCUCGAUCUGACCGCGGGACCGGAUUUUGGGGAGAAUCCAGUGUCGAAGCCGAAAUGUUCUCAGAUUUACAAUAUCUUCCAUCCCACCGAUCCAAUCGCCUAUCGCAUGGAGCCCUUGAUCUCACCUGCGAUGGCGACACUCAAACCUCAACCACUUCCAUACACGAAGCGCGGCAUCUUCGGCGCGCCCGUAGGUCAAGGAUUGACCGGCAUAGGUGCACGUGUGAGUCAGAGCGUCAGCAGUAUGUGGUCAAGCGUCGCAUCUUCUCUUCUCACGCGUGGUCUGGGAUAUGAUCAAGAGCCCAAGCCUGCGCCGGGGAGCGCUGGUGCAAAUAUCAAGAGUAGUGGCCCUCUGUCCAUGCUUACAGGCAAUAACAAUUCAAACAGCGGGAUGUCAGCCGCCGCCGGAACCAACAUAUCCGCUGCUCUAUCGUCUGGCUCGUCUUCCCAGAAGGAUGAACAAGCCGCACGCAUGACAGAAGAUAAGCUCGAUCGCGCCGCGAGCAAUGUCAUGGCCGCGAACCAAGCCGGUCACGCACCUCCAACCCUCAUCGACAACGAAAUCGAGACUCUAUCCAGCGAUUUCGAGAAGCGCCGCCGCGCCUCUCUCGAACCGAAAUCAAGCACGAAUUCGAGUCAGAAUAAGAGCAGUACAGCCAGCACUGCUGGGAACGAUACCUCAACUCUCGAUCUCGCGGAACUAGAAGCUCGAGGCAAGAAACUGCGUCGCGAAGAGGCCAAGGUGCGGAAACUCAAUGCGAAUGGUCGCGUGGAUUAUGCGAUUCAGGAAGGUGCAUUCGAUAUCAAUUUGAUCGCAGCUAUUGCAAGUCAUAUCUCGUAUUUCAGCGAUGAGGAUGUUAGUCAUUUCAUGUUGUCGCAAUUACUCAGUCGGAAGGGCGUG